CACGAAGGUCGAAGCCGCUCGCCGUCGCCUCGGCGGCGCUCACGGUCGCCGCCGCGGCGCCGAUCCCGGUCGCGAGAUCGACGACGGAGCCCGCCGCCGCGACGGGACAGCCGCGAUCGACGCGACCGCGGCGGUGGUGCCGAUCGCGGAAGAGGCGGCGGCGGCGACGGACGCGGACGCGGGGCCUCGCCCGAGUACGCGCCGUACCGCAAAGACUACGAUCGCGGUCGCGGACCGCCGAGGGAUAACCGCGGCUACGGCGGCUACGGCGGCAGGGGCGGUCCCCCCGGCCCGCCCGGUCGCGGAGGCGGGGGCGACGAUCCCGGGGACGAGGAGCUUCGCGCGAAGGCGGUCGAUUAUCAGGACUUCCGCAGGCUGAAGCGCGAGAAGCUCUCGAAGACGAUGUUCAUGUGGGCGAACACGCCGAGCCCGUCGCCGGAGCCGCAGUUAGAGCCGCCGCGCGAGGAAGAGAAACCCGCGAAGGUCGAAGACGAGAAGAGCGACUCGGACGCGCCCGCGAAGAAGAAAACGAAAAAGAGAAAGAAGAGAGAGUCCCCUCCCCCGAAGAAGAAGAAGAGCGGGAAGAGACGCAAGAGAAAGGCGAAGUCGCCGUCCUCGAGCAGCAGCAGCAGCAGCAGCAGCAGCAGCGGCAGCAGCGGCGGCGACUCUUCGUCGUCGUCGAGCGGCAGAAGCUCGAGCGGUUCGAGCGACGACGACGCGGCCGGCGGCGCGGACGGACCAGGAGGCGCGGAAGGCGCGGACGAAGCCCGCAGGUUCCAGGAGUUCCUGGAGAAGCAAAAAACGCACGAGGCCGAGGCGGCGGCGGCGGCGGCGACGGCGGCGGCGGCGGCGGCGGAAGCCGGCGGGGACGACUUCGUCGGUCCGGCGCCUCCGCCGCAAGUCGUGCACGCGAGCGGGUCGGACUUUGGUCAAGCGCUGCGACCGGGAGAGGGCGACGCGAUGGCGCAGUACGUCCAGGCGGGGAAGCGCAUCCCGCGAAGAGGUGAGGUCGGUCUGUCCGCGGACGAGAUCUCCCGAUUCGAGGAUCUCGGAUACGUGAUGAGCGGGUCGCGGCACUCGAGGAUGAACGCGAUUCGGAUUCGGAAGGAGAACCAGGUGUACAGCGCGGAGGAGAAGGCGGCGCUGGCGAUGAUCAACUACGAAGAGAAGGCGCUCAGGGAGCAGAAGGUGAUGGCGGACUUGAAGAAAUUAGUCGAGGACGCCACGGGGGGCGCGGGUAACUAGCCUUGAGAAGAGGAAACACACACACUGUC
Molecule: messenger RNA, 1274 nt
Organism: Micromonas pusilla CCMP1545
Lineage: Eukaryota; Viridiplantae; Chlorophyta; Mamiellophyceae; Mamiellales; Mamiellaceae
Exons: 2
Coding region: 403-1245 (280 amino acids)
Biological process (GO): regulation of gene expression
Cellular component (GO): nucleus
Molecular function (GO): chromatin binding
Source: RefSeq, a predicted model, not a curated record